Molecule: messenger RNA, 1901 nt
Organism: Gopherus flavomarginatus (Mexican gopher tortoise)
Lineage: Eukaryota; Metazoa; Chordata; Testudines; Testudinidae
Exons: 5
Coding region: 1-969 (322 amino acids)
Source: RefSeq, a predicted model, not a curated record
AUGGCGCCACACUUCGACGCCGACGGAAACAGGGUGGGAAGGCGGGACAUAAGCCCGAAAAGGAGCGUGGAAACCUGUCAAAAUUGCAUGGUGAUGAAUGCUAUUGAGUGUAUUACUACUCAGGAGCAGACAAGUAAGCCGGGCGGAGGGGGCCCAGUCCGGCUCCACUUGAGCGGCUCCCCCUGGCCCCGGUCGAGCGCCCCAGUCCAGUCCCAGCCAAGCACCCCCUGCUCGGGCUGGUUCCGGUCGAGCGGCUCCGACCUGGCCCAGCUAGGGACCCGCGGCACUGGUCGCGGUCCCGGCGGAGCGGACCUGGUCCCGGUCCCACACAGUGUGGUGUUCCUGGAGAGACACACAGACGCAAGCUCCGUGAAUCUAAACAGAGAGAUUCCACCCUCCCCCGUUUCCAGUCCUGGAAACACAAGCACUUCCCUCUUCACCCAGAGGGUAUGCAAAGAGCUUUAUAAGGAGAGGCAGCGAGCUGGCAUUGUACUCUCCUUCACCCUGCCAGGACAGCAGACGCACCAAGGAGCUACAGUGUCCUUGAAUAGUACCAGUAAUCCACCAUCCCUAUCACAGACUGCUGAAAAGCUACAGAACCUGAGGAGGAAACCAAAAAAAAGCAAAGAGGAUUUGAUGAAAGCAGUUAUGAAUCAAUCUGCCGGAGAGAGUAAGAGGCUGCAGGACUGGAGAGAAAAAAUUCAGCAGUGGAGGGAAACAGAAAGCAGGAGAAAGGAAUUGGCUAAGAAGAAAAGCACAAAGCAGCUGAUGAGCCUCCUGGCAGGCCAAACGGAGUGUAUGCAGUCACUCGUAGCCAUGCAGGCAGAGCACUACCGUGCUGCCCCCUCCACCAUCCCAAAGCUCUCUCCCUUGUGCCCCAAUGUCAGCUCAAAACCCCCUUCUCCAGCAUCCAGGUUCUUACCACCACCAGCUGCCCCCAACACCUGUACGUUCACUUACCAGCCCUGAGAACUACGACCCUUACCCCCUGCACUCAACCCCCAUCGCCAUGCAACAUUUUCAUCCUGAAGUGCAGCAGGCAUUGCACAGUACUCCAGGCAGGACAUAUUCAAAUCUCUGACUGUACAGUUCACUACCCAACCCCCCUGUCCUUUUACUUACUGUCUUUUCAAUAAAUGAUUUCUUGGCUUUUUAAACAGUUUUUAUUAUUGCAGAAAGUGAAAGAUACUGUACCUCAAGGAAAAAACAAGCACUGCAAAUCAUUGUAACCACUGCACUUCACUCCCGUGCAAGGCACCAAACAUUACUGUUGGCUUUCAGCCUCAAAUUGCUCCCUUAAGGCAUCCCUGAUCCUUGUAGCCCUGUGUUGGGCCUAUCUAGUAGCCCUGCUCUCUGGCUGUGCAAAUUCAGCAUCCAGGCAUUGAACCUCGGAGGUCCAUUCCUCACUGAAUGUUUCACCCUUCCCUUCACAAAUAUUAUGGAGGGUACAGCACGCGGAUAUAACAACAGGGAUGCUGCUUUCCCCCAAGUCUAGCUUCCCAUAAAGACACCUCCAGCAUCCCUUUAAAUGGCCGAAAGCACACUCCGCAGUUACUCUGCACCGGCUCAGCCUGUAGUUGAACUGGUCCUUGCUCCUGUCAAGCUUUCCUGUAUACGGUUUCAUGAGCCAAGGCAUUAACGGGUAAGCGGGGUCUCCAAGGAUCACAAUGGGCAUUUCGACAUCCCCUACUGUGAUCUUGCGGUCUGGGAAAAAAGUCCCAGCCUGCAGCUUCUUGAACAGGCCACUGUUCCGAAAGAUGCGUGCAUCAUGCACCUUUCCAGGCCAGCCUGUGUAAAUGUCAAUGAAACGCCCACUGUGAUCCACAAGUGCCUGGAGAACCAUAGAGAAAUACCCUUUCCGAUUAAUGUACUCGGAUGCCAGGGGGGUGGUGCCAGAAUAG